AGCGGCGGCGGCGGCCGGGCGGGCGGCGGGGCCCGCGGCUGCGAGGCGGGCCGGGCCGGGCCGGGCCGGGCGGCGGCGCCAUGUGGAGCGGCCGCAGCUCCUUCACCAGCCUGGUGGUGGGCGUGUUCGUGGUGUACGUUCUGCACACCUGUUGGGUCAUGUACGGCAUCGUCUACACCCGCCCGUGCGCCGGCGACGGCAACUGCAUCCAGCCCUACCUGGCGCGGAGGCCCAAGCUGCAGCUCAGCGUGUACACCACUACGCGGUCCAGCCUGGGUGCCGAGAACCACGUGGAUCUGGUCUUGAACGUGGAGGACUUCGACGUGCAGUCCAAGUUUGAAAGGACGGUCAAUGUUUCUGUUCCGAAGAAAACCAGGAACAAUGGGACACUGUACGCCUACAUCUUUGUCCAUCACGCCGGCGUCCUGCCCUGGCAUGACGGGAAGCAGGUGCACCUGGUGAGCCCGCUGACCACCUACAUGGUCCCCAAGCCAGAAGAGGUGAACCUACUCACCGGGGAGUCUGCCACACAGCGGCAGGUGGAGGCUGAGAAGCGGCCGGCGGGCGCCCUGGACGAGCCCGUUUCCCACUGGAGACCGAGGCUGACCCUGAACGUGAUGGUGGACGACUUCAUCUUUGACGGGGCCUCCCUGCCCGCGGACGUGCAUCGCUACAUGAAGAUGGUCCAGCUGGGGAAGACGGUGCACUACCUGCCCAUCCUCUUCAUCGACCAGCUCAGCAGCCGCGUCAAGGACCUCAUGGUCAUCAACCGCUCCACCACCGAGCUGCCGCUCACCGUGUCCUACGACCGCAUCUCGCUGGGGCGGCUGCGCUUCUGGAUCCACAUGCAGGACGCCGUGUACUCGCUGCAGCAAUUCGGGUUUUCAGAGAAGGACGCGGACGAAGUGAAAGGGAUUUUCGUCGACACCAACCUGUAUUUCCUCGCGCUGACCUUCUUCGUGGCCGCGUUCCACCUGCUUUUUGACUUCCUGGCAUUUAAAAACGAUGUCAGUUUCUGGAAGAAAAAGAAGAGCAUGACGGGAACGUCCACCAAAGCAGUGCUCUGGCGCUGCUUCAGCACCGUGGUCAUCUUCCUGUUCCUGCUGGACGAGCAGACGAGCCUGCUGGUGCUGGUGCCCGCCGGCAUCGGAGCCGCCAUCGAGCUGUGGAAAGUGAAAAAGGCCUUGAAGAUGACCGUCGGCUGGAGAGGCCUGAGGCCCACGUUUCAGUUUGGUACUUACAGUGAAUCUGAAAGGAAGACAGAGGAGUACGACACUCAGGCCAUGAAGUACUUGUCUUACCUCCUGUACCCCCUGUGCAUCGGGGGUGCCGUCUAUUCUCUGCUGAACGUCAGGUAUAAGAGCUGGUACUCCUGGUUGAUUAACAGCUUCGUCAACGGGGUCUACGCCUUUGGCUUCCUCUUCAUGCUGCCGCAGCUCUUCGUCAACUACAAGAUGAAGUCGGUGGCGCACCUGCCCUGGAAGGCCUUCACCUACAAGGCUUUCAACACCUUCAUCGACGAUGUGUUCGCCUUCGUCAUCACCAUGCCCACCUCCCACCGGCUGGCCUGCUUCCGGGACGACGUGGUGUUUCUCGUGUACCUCUACCAGCGAUGGCUUUAUCCCGUGGAUAAGAGCAGAGUGAACGAGUUCGGGGAGUGCUAUGAGGAGAAUCCCCAGCGGAAACCCCACGCAGACUGAGCCCGAGCCCAGGGGCUCGCAGCCUGCAGCAGAGCCAGGGCGUCAGCUGCUGCGCGUUUGGAGGCUCUGGUGGACCUUCCUGACGUCACACCCUCUCUGUUGCCAAAACCCCUGAACGCUCCUCACGUCCCCGGUCCCUCCACGUUGUGUCCGAGAGGAGUUGGCGGCACUGAUGACACCGCCCACACGCAGACGUCUGUCCUGGUCGCCGUGGCCACAGGAGCGUCCGGUGCCGGCGGGGUGCUCCACCGCUGCCGUGUCUCCCCCCGCGGGAGUGCCAUCUUUCGGGGUCUGUAAGCACGUCUCGCGGGAAUAUCAAAUGCCUCUUUGAAUCCAUUCCGUGUAGACUCUGGGAUCAAAUGGUUUUUUUCCUUUUUGUUUAAAAUUUGACUAUUUUACAGCUUAAUGUAUGUAUGUUUCUAUUUUAAAAUAAAUCUCUCUGGCUGUGA
This is a messenger RNA of Hippopotamus amphibius kiboko, 2149 nucleotides long. It is a transcript of the gene CLPTM1L, whose product is annotated as CLPTM1 like. NCBI's taxonomy places the organism in Eukaryota, Metazoa, Chordata, Mammalia, Artiodactyla, Hippopotamidae. Bases 81 to 1700 code for a protein of 539 amino acids. The transcript has 17 exons. The record is from RefSeq and is a predicted model, not a curated record. Gene Ontology annotation, cellular component: endomembrane system; membrane.